Messenger RNA from Chrysoperla carnea, 1827 nucleotides. Its product is annotated as fatty acyl-CoA reductase 1-like. The coding region runs from base 9 to 1547 and encodes 512 amino acids. NCBI's taxonomy places the organism in Eukaryota, Metazoa, Arthropoda, Insecta, Neuroptera, Chrysopidae. Gene Ontology annotation, molecular function: alcohol-forming very long-chain fatty acyl-CoA reductase (NADP+) activity. The record is from RefSeq and is a predicted model, not a curated record. The transcript is spliced from 9 exons. Gene Ontology annotation, cellular component: peroxisome. Gene Ontology annotation, biological process: long-chain fatty-acyl-CoA metabolic process.
AACAGCACAUGGAAAUUAAUUAUGAAUUACCAAAAUUAUUGGAUACAAAAUUACCAACCAUCAAAGAUUUUUAUAAGAAUCAAAAUGUGUUUAUAACUGGAGGUAAUGGAUUUAUGGGAAAAGUUCUUAUUGAAAAAUUACUUCGUAGCUGUCCUGAUAUCAACAAAAUUUAUUUAUUGCUACGACAAAAGAAAGGAAUAACUCCAAAAAAAAGAUUAGCUGAUCUAAUAGAAAAUCCUAUCUUUGGUCCCUUAAAGGACAAAAAUCCCAACAGCAUAUCAAAACUAGUAAUUAUUCAAGGAGAUUGUGAGAAGGCGAAUUUAGGCAUGACGGACGAAGACAUAGAAAUGUUAAAAGAAAAUGUAAACAUUAUUUUCCAUGCAGCUGCAUCCGUGCGUUUUGAUGAUCCUUUAAAGAAAGCUGUGUUAAUGAAUGUAAGGUCAGCAAGAGAUUUAAUUGCAAUUGCUCAAGAAAUUAAAAAUCUAAAGGUUUUUAUCCAUCUUUCAACAGCUUAUUGUAAUAUUGAUAAAAAAAUCACUCACGAACAAGUUUAUCCACCACAAGCAAAUUGGAAAUAUUUUAUUCAAAUGGCAGAAACAUUUGAUGACAAAAUAAUUAAUUCACUCACAGCUAAAAUUUUAAAUAAAUUUCCAAAUACUUACACAUUUACAAAAUCAUUAGCAGAGAAUGUAAUAAAUGAUGAAUGUGAAAAUAUACCAACUGUAAUAUAUCGGCCAUCGAUCGUUUUUUCAACUGAAAAGGAACCAAUACCUGGUUGGUUGGACAACUUAAAUGGGCCCUUAAGUUUUUUUUUAGGCAUAGGCACUGGAGUAGUACAUGUAGCUUGGAAUAAUAGAGAUGUAGUCUCCGAUUGUAUACCUGUGGAUAACGCUAUUACAAAUAUGAUAGUUGCAUCAUGGUAUCAAGCAAACAAUACUAAUAGCAAUAUUAAAAAAAGUUUGGUUAUUAACGCCUGUACGUCGAACAUAACGAAUUUAACUUACCGUUAUAUGCUUGAAUGUUGUGAGCGAUUAUGCGAAUUAUAUCCAUUUAAUCAAAGAAUUUGGUAUCCAUUUAUUCUUUUCAUCGAUAAUCAACUUGGAUUUAACCUUGCAUUCGCGUUUCUUCAAAUAAUUCCCAGUAUUUUCAAACAGAUUAUGAUAAACAUUUCAGGUCAAAAGUUCGCAGUGCUAAAAACAUGUAGAAAAAUAUACAUUGCGAAUAUUGCUUUAAGACCGUUCAUGGCAAAUGAAUGGACAUUUAUGAAUGGUAAUUAUUUAUCUUUAUGCAACGUGUUAAAAGAGGAAGACAAAGAAGAUUUCUAUGCAAACAUUAAGAAUACCAAUAAAUUUUCUGUCAUGGCUUAUGGACUUUAUGGUCUUAAGAAAUAUAUCUUAAAUGAAGCCGCAGAUGAUAAAGAUGCUAUUUUAAGAGCUAGAGCUUUAUAUAGAAAAUUUCAGAUGGCCCAUCGCAUGGUGAUUAUUGUAUUUUUGUUCCUAGUAUUUAUAUUAUUUUGUAAAAUAUUAUCAAAUUUGUUUCAUAUUUAAAGUGGAACGGCUGUUUGAGCAAGUAGGGUGAAUGUUCAUUUUUUUUUUUUUUUGUGGCUAAUGAUAGAACAAAGUCCCUUGAUCACAGUUUUGGGGCUUCUUGUUGAACAAAAUUUUGAAUUAUUUCAUUUUAAAAUUGUGAUUUUUAACAAAGUGCCUUAUGGAAGUAGGUACUCACAAUAAUGUUCAUUGUACAAAAAUUAAUCAGUGAAUGAGCUUCAAAAAAGUUUUCAUCAUGAAGAAAAUUUAUAACAGAUUCUGUAAAAAAAACAUUAAAAUA